This is a messenger RNA of Episyrphus balteatus (marmalade hoverfly), 1533 nucleotides long. RefSeq lists its product as uncharacterized. Bases 1 to 1533 code for a protein of 510 amino acids. The record is from RefSeq and is a predicted model, not a curated record. NCBI's taxonomy places the organism in Eukaryota, Metazoa, Arthropoda, Insecta, Diptera, Syrphidae. The transcript has a single exon.
AUGGUUAAAGACUCAAAAUCCAUCAUAGACAUUCUACAUAAAGUUUUCGAUGUAAACAAAUAUCGUUUAAGAGAAUCGAACCCCCAAGUGCCUCUAAUGUACGGUUUACCGAAAAUUCACAAAACCGGAGAUAAGAUGAGAAAAAUCGUAUCAUGUGUUAAUUCGCCUUUCGAAAAACCGGCGAAAUGGCUUAUGUCUGAAAUGAAAAAGUUUGGCAGAUUUGAAGGUUUUUCAGUCGAGAACUCCUUUGAAUUCAUUGAAAAAGUAAAAGACAUCGAAUUGACAGAGGAUGAAAUUUUAAUUUCGUUUGACGUUACUGCCCUUUUUCCCAGCGUUCCAGUCAAUGUAGCUUUAGAUGCUAUUAAAGAACACCUACAAAAAUCAAAUGUUUCAAUAGAACACACUAAUGCAUAUAUUUUAGCAAUCGAAACAUGCAUGAAAUAUAAUUGUUUUCAAUUUAGAAACACGUAUUAUUCCAACGACUUUGGUUGCAGCAUGGGCAAUAGUCUUUCACCUUAUAUCGCCGAAGCAUUUAUGUGCAAAUUGGAGAGAGAAAUGAAAGAUGAAGAGAUUUUCCCCAGAAUUUGGUGGCGAUAUGUUGACGACACCUUUGCUGUUGUUAAAAAAUCGGAUGUCGAACGUGUUUUAAAUCUAAUAAAUAGUCGUCAUAGUAGCAUCAAAUUUACUUAUGAAUUGGAGAAUGCAUUAGAUCACACAUUAUCUUUUCUGGAUUUAAAAAUAAAACGUUUUGGUAGUAAAAUUCAAUUUGAUGUUUACAGAAAACCAACUACCACUGACAGAUACAUAACACACGAUUCAUAUUGUUCUUAUCAAAACAAAAUAGCAUCAUUCAAUUCGAUGAUUUAUCGUAUGUGUCGAUUACCUCUUUCUGUGGCUGAUUAUAAAAACGAAUACGAGCAUAUUCUACACUUAGCUCAAGUCAACGGUUAUAAAAAGUCUCUCAUCGACCAAUUGAUUAAAAAGCAUACCCAAAGAAUCAAGAAGAAGAAUUGCUCUACUCUUUUCUCCCAAAAUGCAGAGAACAUCAACACUGAUCGUCGUGUCGCACUUCCUUUCGUGCCAAAAAUCUGUAAUCAACUUAAACACACUUUCAGUAAAGCUAAUUUGACUAUCGUAAAUUCCAACAAAAACAAACUCAGCUCUUCUCUUGGUUCUUCCAAAGACGCCAAACCAAUGAACAAAAAGAGCGGAAUUUAUGAAAUCAAUUGUUCCACCUGUAGCAGCAAAUACAUCGGACAGACAAAGCGCGCUGUUGAGUGUCGUAUAGCUGAACAUCAAAGGUACAUCAACAACAAAGACAUUCAAAAAGCAGUUGCAGCUCAUGCAUUUGAUUUGACCCACACUGAACCUCAUAACAUGACACCUCUCCUCGACAACUACAAGCUAAUAAAGAGUGUACCCCUUCCAUCGAAAUUAGACGCAUAUGAAUCAAUUUACAUGAGCAUCACCGAGAAUUUGAUGAAUAUAGAAGAAAGUCCAAUAACUUCUAACUUAUUUGCUCUUGCUAAAUAA